Messenger RNA from Paecilomyces variotii, 2708 nucleotides. RefSeq names its product VHS domain protein. The transcript is spliced from 8 exons. Gene Ontology annotation, cellular component: trans-Golgi network. Lineage: Eukaryota; Fungi; Ascomycota; Eurotiomycetes; Eurotiales; Thermoascaceae. The coding region runs from base 460 to 2439 and encodes 659 amino acids. The record is from RefSeq and is a predicted model, not a curated record. Gene Ontology annotation, biological process: Golgi to endosome transport; protein transport to vacuole involved in ubiquitin-dependent protein catabolic process via the multivesicular body sorting pathway; Golgi to vacuole transport. Gene Ontology annotation, molecular function: ubiquitin binding; phosphatidylinositol binding.
AGGAGGUCUGGAGGAGUUGCCUGUCUCAUUGCCGUCGUCGUCGCGGGGUGAUGGCCGUGGGCGGGGUUUGGAGGCGAACUUCUUCCCUCCUCGCGAGAAAUUGUCUUUCUUGUGUCGGACCAUUUUGCUGUAAAUCAGGCAGUUGACUUAGUAGGUCCAGAGGGCCAGAGAAGCGCUUAGCCCUCGUACAGAAAUGUGGUGCUGGGAGUGAAAGAUCGAUAGAUAUGCGGCUUCGGAAAAAGAGUCGAGCAUGGGGGGUUUUCAGUGGAGCCGUCAGUAGCUCCGCGAACCGCCCCGUCAUCAUCAAGCCAAGUCUCCAUCACCGAAUCGAACAACGCACCAGCACGUUUGCUCCUCGCGGGAGUCCAGCCAUUGCAUCUUGCGACGAUACCGCGCGCAUACAACGCUUAUCAUUGUACAUUGACUUUCCCCGUCAAUCUGGAGGCAGCUUCAGCACGCAUGGCAGCUAGGGACCGGUUCGGUGCCUAUGCUGAACCUGGGCUAUCACCUCUCCAGCGGGCUAUACAUAAUGCAUGCGAUCCUGCCAAUUACGAGCCUAACCUUGCCCUGAAUCUCGAAGUCGCGGACCUGAUAAACUCCAAGAAAGGCAAUGCCCCUCGAGAUGCCGCUUUUACGAUAGUCCGUCUUAUCAAUUCGCGCAAUCAGAAUGUCUCCUUGCUGGCGUUGGCGCUUCUCGAUAUAUGUGUCAAGAACUGCGGCUAUCCUUUCCAUCUGCAGAUCAGUACAAAAGAGUUUCUAAAUGAAUUGGUGCGACGAUUCCCGGAAAGGCCACCGUUGCGGCCCUCCAGGGUGCAAUACCGGAUUCUGGAAUCGAUCGAGGAGUGGCGCCAGACAAUAUGCCAGACGUCUCGAUACAAAGAGGACUUAGGCUUCAUUCGGGAUAUGCAUCGCCUUCUCCUGUACAAGGGCUACACGUUUCCAGAGGUCCGCCACGAAGACGCGGCUGUGCUAAAUCCCAGCGACAAUCUUCGAUCAGCGGAAGAGAUGGAAGAAGAAGAGAGGGCAGCUCAGUCAGCCAAAUUGCAGGAGCUCAUCCGAAGAGGUGGACCUGAAGACUUGCAGGAGGCUAACCGCUUGAUGAAGGUGAUGGCCGGAUAUGAUACCAGACAUAAGACAGAUUACCGGGCCAAGGCCGCAGAAGAGGUUGCAAAGGUUCAGCAGAAGGCUAAGAUCCUUGAAGAGAUGCUGCAGAGCCUCAAGCCUGGUGAUAAGGUCGCGGAAGGAGAUGUGUUUGAGGAGCUCGCCAAUGCGCUCCAAAGUGCCCACCCGAAGAUCCAGAAGAUGUGUGAAGAGGAGGCAGACGAUACUGAGGCUGUCCGAAAGCUGCUGGAGAUCAACGACAGCAUACACAGAACCAUUGAGCGUUAUAAGCUCGUUAAGAAGGGCGAUGUUGAGGCAGCUUCCAAGAUCCCGAAGGGCACGUUGGGCACGAGCACAGGCGUAUCGAAGAAUGCCGACAAUGAGUUGUCUCUGAUUGACUUCGACCCGGAGCCAAGCUCUAACGGCAACGAGUCGAGCGCAGCGGCACAGGGUGCCAGCUCUCUGGAAAAUGAUCUGCUUGGUCUGUCUUUCCAGGACAGGCCGCCAGCGCCGAGCGGUGGCAUCUCCCUGGGAAUAGAUACCCCUUUCCCCCCUGCAGUGGGUUCAGCUACUAUGGUAUCCAGCUCUUCGACACAGCAGCCUGCCUCCUUCAGGCCGAACUAUGAUGUUUUGUCAUCUCUAAAUUCUUCGCGGCCGGUCUCUCAGUCUUCGACGCCUGCACCUCUCGUCUCACAGCAGCUACAGCAACAACAACAACAACAGCAGCAGCAGACGGCCACUCCACCACCUGCGGACCCAUUUGCUGCCCUUGUCUCGGCCAGUCCUAGAGUCUCGUCUCCUUUCUCAAAACCGCCUCAGUAUGGCCAGCCGCAAGGACCAGCGUCGUCGUCAUUACUUGACCUGGCCGGUGGGGAGUCCUCGUCUCAACAUGUCUCCCAGCAGGCUACAGGCACGAAAAAUGCUGCUGGAGAUGACGAAUGGACGUUCACCUCGUCGUUGCCGGAAAGCUCCUUGCCAAGCACCAACAAAGUGCAGGUGUUGAACUCAUCGUUGCGGAUCGAGUUCGCGGCUCGUCGGAAUCCUGGCCAUCCUCGGCAGAUUCAUGUGGUAGCCCUAUUUUCCAACGCGACGAGCCGACCGUUGAGCGAGCUGCAUUUCCAGGUCGCAGUGGAGAAGACGUACAAGCUGCAGCUGCGGCCUCAGUCGGGCCGAGACAUCGGCCCACUGCAGCAGAACGGCGUGCAGCAGGACUUGCUACUGGACGGGGUGGAUGCAGGCAAAGGGAACUCGGUGAAGAUUCGCUUUAGGGUCUCCUACAAAGUCGGGACGGAGGCUAAGGAGGAACAGGGAAUGGUACCGCCGUUGGGUAUCUCCUGAGAAUGGUUUGUAUGCUUGGCCAUGAUGGGGUCCUAGGUCACGAUGCUAUUCUCGGACCUCAUCUAGAUCCUGUGGACCAUGUAUCGUCUGGGAAUACUUUGAUUGACUCCUUAUCAGAAUUUCGUUUGCCCCAUAUUGUUUUUGGUCAGUCCAGCAAGCGAGACCGUUGUAUGUCCGUCUGAGUUGAGAUAACCAAUCACGCUUUUGUCAAUUGAGUCCAAUGACACGAUCUCUCCGCCGUGUUGUCGUGCCUAGAAUUUCUUUUUCUC